Astyanax mexicanus (Mexican tetra) is the source of this 2793-nucleotide messenger RNA. RefSeq lists its product as uncharacterized. Gene Ontology annotation, biological process: regulation of transcription by RNA polymerase II. Gene Ontology annotation, cellular component: nucleus. The coding region runs from base 153 to 2594 and encodes 813 amino acids. The transcript is spliced from 8 exons. The record is from RefSeq and is a predicted model, not a curated record. NCBI's taxonomy places the organism in Eukaryota, Metazoa, Chordata, Actinopteri, Characiformes, Acestrorhamphidae. Gene Ontology annotation, molecular function: DNA-binding transcription factor activity, RNA polymerase II-specific; RNA polymerase II transcription regulatory region sequence-specific DNA binding.
CGCUUUUUGUUUGUGGGCAGCCACGCAUGCGCAGUAGUUUCCCCUGCCUUCAGCUCAUAGCUAACAUAGCUAGCUAGCAAAUGACUUCAAGGAACGACUGUAAAACAAGAGUUUGAUCAGGAAUUUGACUUAAAUCUUCAAAAUACAGCACGAUGAGUUCUGCCCCUCCAAUCUCAUCUCUACGCCUCUUGGUUCCACCCUUGCGCCUGAUGUCCGCUUUCAUGUGGCAGAUUGCCCAACGUCAGAAAGUGGAACACUAUGGAAAGCUGGAAGAGUUUGUGUCUGUGGUCACAAAGCUGGUUCCUGAGGUGUUGACCAGCAGACAGAAGGCUACACUGAUAAUGGGGCUGAGAGCAAAAAUGAUUCUGGAAAUGUGUCGAGAUGAAAUGCCUGCAGACCUUCAGACAGUGAAGUCGCACAUACACAGGAUCCAGGCCUCUCAUUCGUCAAAGGGCAGUGAUUCGGAAGUGGAGAGCUUGCAGGCAAACCUUCUCAAGCUUGUGCUCUGUCUGCUCGAAGACUCUGCCAAAAAGGAGCACUUCUUUCAGGAAGUGUUCCCAGUUGAGUAUGGUCCUGAGUUUGACAAAGCACUACAGGUCCUGGUUGGUCAUUUUCUCUCCAGACUGGAACAGCUGCUGCCUGUGCCAAAUUUUAAACAGACAUCUUCUAUGCUCAGUGCCUGCCAGUGGGAAUUGAAUGAGUGUGUGGAGUCUGUUUGUAGAACAGAUAAUUUGCUACCCUUGAUGCGAAGCAACAUUUGUGGAACUUUGGAGGAUAAUGCUCUCCCAUCGAUAGUGGAGGACAGAAUCAUCUCCUCGCUGUCUCACUCUCCCCUGAUGGACACAGUUAUAUCCAGCCAGGGUAACGAGCAGUCGGACGCACAGCCUCCCCUCAGCUCAGACAUCCCUGUCCAGACAUCUCAGGAUGUGGAGCAGGAACAGGAAGCGGAUGAUCCUGGUGACCACGAUGAAUUACUUGCUUCAGGUUUUGAAGAAACUGUAUCCACAGAACAACCCAACACUGCUCAGUCUUUAGCAGCCAAUGUGGAAUCAGCAGAGGAAGAUACAGAGAGUCAGCACUUUGAAAUAGAGAUCACGGAGGCUAUUAAGAAUUUGGAAAAAGAGACCGAAAUGCCAACUCAAGUGAAUGCUCCGAUACCAUGUACCGAAAUGUCAGAAGUUAACCAAGAGCUGGAGAAUGCAGAAGAAUUGGAGAUUGUAACUUCUGAACCUUCUCUGGCUUCAGAAGAAAUUACAACUUCUCAGUCUAAAGUCCAGAUCACCAGAGUCCCACUUACAAAAAUCACCCUGCCUCUGGAGCUUUCACGUUCAUCCAAGGAUGCUCACAACAAUGAAGACCCUGAAUCAUCUGAUUCUGCCCAGGACCCCAGCAGUCCUUCUGCUUCUGUCUCUUCUGGAAAUACACCUUUCAAAAGUUCUCUACUCUUUAGCAGGAGACUUCACAAGUGUCCUCGGUGCAGCAAGCGUUUUGCUUUCCGCUCUGAGCUUCUUAAACACCAGCAGACACACACCGGCAGCACAGAAUCCCCAAAGUGCUGUGAAUGUGGCCAGAUAUUUAAAGAUGCAAAGCAGCUGGCUCUCCACCGACAGAAGAACUGCAAGGCGAGGACAUACAAGUGCAUCAAGUGUGGAGCAGGCUUUAAGUCUCUGUCUAGCUGGUACACCCACCAGCGGGUUCACAAAGCGGUGUGCAUGCACAAAUGCCCUGAAUGUGGGAAAGUGUUCCGCAGUCUAACAGGGCUGGUAUCUCACAGGCGAGAGCAUGCGGCCUCUAUGGUAAAUGGAGGUUAUACCUGUGACAAAUGUGAUUUGACUUUUGGGUCGUACCGGGCCAGAGUGAUGCACCAAAAGAAGCAUGAGGUCAAAGCUCAGGCUCCUCCACGAAAAGAGCGGGAGCCGGGCAAGUGCCGCUUUUGCGAGGAGACCUUUAUCAUGGUCAGCGACUUGAGGGUCCACUUGAAAACCCACCCUGAGUACAGGCCACAUCAGUGCGACCAGUGCGGGAAGUGCUUUGCGUUGCGCAGCAGUCUGUUAGCCCAUCUUUCCAAUCAUACUGGAGAAAAGCCGCUGCUUUGUACCCAGUGUGGAAAGCGCUUUUUUAAUAAAAUCCAGCUCAAAUCGCACAUGAGGUGCCAUUCAGGCGAAAGGCCACACAUGUGCCCUCACUGUGGAAAGUGCUUCUCGCUGCUAGGCAACUUGAACAUCCAUGUGAGAAUACAUACGGGAGAAAAGCCCUAUGUGUGCCACCAGUGUGGAAAAGGCUUCAUAUCGGCAGGAGACUUGCAGGUGCACCAGCGCAGCCACACAGGCGAGAAGCCCUACUUCUGCAACGUCUGUGAGAAGAGGUUUGUAGUGUCCAGUCACCUGACUGCGCACAAGCGUGUCCACACGGGCGAGCGGCCCUUUUGCUGCACCCAGUGCGGGAAGACCUUCGUCAGGAGAUAUGACUGGAACAAACACAUGUACACACACUCAGGGAUCAAACCGUACCCCUGCAACAUCUGCCAAAAGAGUUACACGCGUCGCACGCAUUUAAACAGGCACAUGCAAAGCCACGCUGCCCAUCUGCAAUGAUUCAGUGUCCGUCUGAUGGACUGCUAUUUAUGCAAGUCGCACUAGAAGCUGUUCUAAUAAGCAGAAGAAGUGUUUACUUGAAGGAAGGACAUUCCAGUGAAAGGUUUCAGAAGCACAUUUGCCCCUAUGUUGUGUUGACCAAAUGCUAAUGCAGAUAUGUAUAAUAAACCAAUAAAUGCUGGCUGUAUAGUUUGUCAAA